AUGUCCUCUACCGAUGAGGCGAGUCGCCUCCGGGACCUUCAAGCCGAUGUCCGCAACCAAGAUGAUCUCGAGAGAGACAUCACUCGGCAGGCGGACAAAGCUCUUGCCGAAAAGGCGGAAGAGAAUGACAUCAAGCGACUCGAGAAAGUCCUGGUGGAGAGAGAACGUAUCGACACCCAGGUCCGCCGAGCGCACCAGCGCCUUACCCAUUCCGUCGGCACCGCCACCCGCCAUCGGGUGGAGAAUGAGUUGAAGGGAUUGGAGGUGCGCAAGGCGGGUCUGGUGAAAGACCUGAAGGAAAUUCAACAACGUAUUGAUGAGAGGCGCCAGUCACAAGAGAAUGCAACAGUAGCACACGGAUCCGGGCGGCUGCCGAACGAGUCGCGCCGUGACUACCUGCUGCGAACUGGAAAGAUUACCCCGUUUGCGUUGAUGAAUGCGGGAUCCAGAGAUGGGCCGCUUGCCAACCUCGAGGAUGCGCUUGUCGAUACCGAGGAUCAGUACAAUGAGGAGCAGGAGCGUGAACGGGCCAAGCAUGAGCCAGCGGCAUCCCACCGUGAUCUUGCACGACCAGAUUUCGAUUUCGAAGAGAGCAGCAGCAAACGUCGAAAGGUCGCUCAGACUAGUUCCCCAGGGGCAGAUUCCUCCGCAAGCUACGUUGCCUCGGAGGGUGCCGAGGACGUAUCAGGAGAUGAAGAGUUCAUGCCUGAUACUUUGCCCGAAGCAAAGCCAAGUCGUAAGCGCAAACAAACGAAAGGCAAAAGUGAGCUUGAAGACCUGAGUGGAGUGGAUGAUGGCAAUGAGAGAAUCUACCAGGCUCGUGUCCAGGAAUGGAUCAGUCGGCGUAGCUCUGCUCGACGGGACGCCGCGACUCACUCCAUCGAGAGUGGGCUGGAUGACGAAGAUGAAUGGCUCAAGCCACAUCCCACUGAACCAGCCAUGGAGCUUGACAACGACUUGCGCGUGCCUGGGGAUAUCAGUCGCUAUCUGUUCCCUUACCAGAAGACUGGUGUUCAGUGGUUAUGGGAGUUGCACCAGCAAACCGUGGGUGGAAUUAUUGGAGACGAGAUGGGCUUGGGAAAGACCAUCCAGGCAAUUGCCUACCUUGCGUCACUGCACCAUAGCAAUAAGUUCACCAAGCCGGCUAUCAUUGUUUGCCCUGCAACUCUUAUGAAGCAAUGGGUCAAUGAGUUUCAUCGCUGGUGGCCACCCUUCCGUGUUUCUAUUUUGCACUCAUCAGGAAGCGGCAUGAUGAACCUCAGCAAAGAAAGCAGUCGGGAGAGUGCACUCACAUCCGAAAUGAUGGGAAGUCGCAGCUCUGGCCGUCUAUCUGCUGGCCAAAAGGCAGCCAAGAAGAUCAUCCAGCGAGUCACCCAAGAAGGCCACGUCUUGGUCACUACAUACUCAGGCCUGCAGUCAUAUGCAGAUGCUCUCGUUGAUGUUGAGUGGGGAUGUGCUAUUCUUGACGAAGGCCAUAAAAUUCGCAACCCUGAUGCCGGUAUCACCUUCAGCUGCAAGGAAUUGCGUACUCCCCACCGCAUCAUUCUCUCUGGAACACCUAUGCAGAACAGCCUGGUAGAUCUGUGGUCAUUAUUUGACUUUGUUUUUCCUAUGCGCCUAGGCAACCUGGUUACAUUCAAGAACCAGUUUGAGAACCCCAUCCGGCAGGGAGGAUAUGCGUCUGCAACUAACCUCCAAGUGCAGACAGCUGCAAAGUGCGCGGAGACUCUAAAGGACGCCAUUAGUCCAUACUUACUCCAGCGCUUCAAGGCCGAUGUAACAUCCGAUCUACCGCAGAAAAGCGAACAGGUCAUCUUUUGCAAAUUGACAGCUCUUCAGCGAACGAUCUACCAGAGAUUCCUUGGCUCAGAUGACAUGAAAUCCAUUUACACAGGCAAACGAAACUCACUGUUUGGAAUUGACAUCCUACGCAAGAUCUGCAACCAUCCUGACCUGGCAGAUCACCAAUUGCGGUCUCGCGAGGCGGACUACGGUAAUCUAGAGCAGUCUGGCAAAAUGCAGGUCCUGAAGGGUUUACUCGAGGUCUGGAGAGAUACCGGCCACAAAACCCUGCUCUUCACCCAGGGACGUCUGAUGCUGGACAUCAUCGAGAAAUUCCUCAAUCAUUUGGGUGGUUUCCAAUACCGCCGAAUGGAUGGCACUACACCUAUCAAGGAGCGCCAGUCCCUGGUCGACACAUUCAACAAUGACCCUGAAAUCCACGUCUUCUUGCUCACCACCCGCGUGGGUGGGAUCGGAGUGAACUUGACAGGUGCUGACCGUGUCAUUAUCUUUGAUCCCGACUGGAACCCAUCCACCGAUCUGCAAGCGCGCGAGCGUGCAUGGCGUCUGGGCCAAAAGCGUGAUGUCACUAUCUUCCGCUUGAUGACCAAAGGCACGAUUGAAGAAAAGAUCUAUCACCGCCAAAUCUUCAAACAGUUCUUGACCAACAAGAUCACCCGUGAUCCUCACCAGCGUGAGGGUUUCCAGUUGAGUGAUCUUUACGACCUGUUCUCUCUGACAGAUGAGGAUGAUAAGGAACUGGAGACAACCCAGCUUUUCAAGAAUGCGGAGGUUACGUAUCAGGAAGAGACCGACGACCCUCGCGAUAAGAGGAACCGUGGACGCAAGAGCGAACCCGUUCCGAAGACCGAAGAUGAAGAUCUAAAUGUGGACGGAGUCGCCAGGAUCGAAGCAUUCAAAGAUACCGCCGAAGAAGAGAAAAACUCCAAAUCCUCCGAAGAUCGCAUUAUGCACGGUAUCUUCGCCCGCUCCGGUGUGCACUCCGCUCUGGAGCACGACCAAAUCGUGAACGGCCGUCGUGUCCUUCGCGCCGACCCCAAGAUGAUUGAAGCUGAAGCCCGUCGUGUGGCCAACGAAGCAGCCGAAGGCCUCCGCCAAGCCGAACAAGAAGCUCGCAACGUCCCAAUUGGCCUCCCAACCUGGACCGGUCAGUUUGGCAUCGCUGGUCGCUCCGAUCCCUCGACCGGCGGUAGCUCUGCUCGGUCUAACCGUGGCGGUCCUUCAUCCGCCAGUCUGUUGGCCAACCUUAACCCAGCUGCUGCAUCACGAUCCAAUAGCGACGGCGACCGCAACGGCAACGGCGCUCGUGCCGGUGCUUCUUCUUCCCGCAUGCCCCGUGGCAAAGAUUUCCUCCCACUGAUUCGGGAUUAUCUCGCUUCUCGUCGCGGUCCAGCAUUCUCUCACACCAUUGUUGAACAUUUCAAUCAUUAUUGUAAUAUACCAGAGCGCGUGGCUGAGUUUCAGGAAUCGCUUAAGACGGUCGCGACACUUGAUCGUGUUGGUGGUAGAGGUCGAUGGACUCUGAAGCCUGAGUUUGCUCGCAAUGCUAGCAACCAGAGCCAGAGACGCUGA
Messenger RNA from Penicillium arizonense, 3375 nucleotides. Its product is annotated as DNA-dependent ATPase RAD26. Gene Ontology annotation, cellular component: nucleus. Lineage: Eukaryota; Fungi; Ascomycota; Eurotiomycetes; Eurotiales; Aspergillaceae. Bases 1 to 3375 code for a protein of 1124 amino acids. Gene Ontology annotation, molecular function: ATP binding; ATP-dependent chromatin remodeler activity. The transcript is spliced from 3 exons. Gene Ontology annotation, biological process: transcription-coupled nucleotide-excision repair. The record is from RefSeq and is a predicted model, not a curated record.